Molecule: messenger RNA, 3383 nt
Organism: Somion occarium
Lineage: Eukaryota; Fungi; Basidiomycota; Agaricomycetes; Polyporales; Cerrenaceae
Source: the annotation of a GenBank genome assembly
UAGCUGCACGUGUAUCCGUGCUUUCACUAUGGCCUCCACCUCCUCCUCGACUCAAUCUCCUUAUACCCGCUGGAAUGACAUUAAUGACGAUCAACUUACGCUCCCAGAUGUAGAAGAAUGUCUACAGUCCGCUCCCGACGAUCUUUGGGUAGUUGCCGCAUGUACGGAUCGGCUGCUGGACGAUCCAACGUUACAGCAAACAUUGCUCGAGCUUGGACUGAAACGGACGGAAGCUGCUGUGACGCGAAGCCGACACAUAUGGGAGCAUCCCCCAAUAUCAGACGAAGAGCAGAAUUCACAAGCGGAAUCGAGUACCUCAACUGACGAGCACAGAUGGAAUGCUGCACUGGUAGCUCGUUUCCGCGACAACCCUUCAGAUGCACGUCUCUGCCAUUUACGAGCUGUGCUACUGGACCGUCUCGAUCGUUUGAACACGUUCAAAGAGAUCGUGUCUCAACUACCUGUGGAGCAGAACGAUUCGGAGGAGGAAGGAGACGAAGAAUGGGAGGACGAUCCAUGGGCAGACGAUGUGACGGAGGCACCGGGGAAGGCCUCCGCAGCGAAGGAACCGCUAAUACCUCUGAGUUCCUUCCUUACAUACCCGUUACUCGAUGCUGCGUGUUUACUUGCAUCCACGGAGUACUUCACUGCCGUACAAGUGAUGUUGAAGAGACACGGUCCUAUUCUUUGGCCAUACCGCUUCGCAAUCCUUGACAGUAUACCCGAACAUGCAGCCGCAUCUGAAUAUCGGGACAUACUCCCUAGCCUUGACCCUGUCGCCGAGGUCGAACAGAAACCAGCAUUUGAACUGCCCAGACCUGACCUUGAUUGGGCGGAGCAAUCAGACGUCCAACAAUCCCUCACCAAGUCUCAAGUCUCUUUCGGGAUUUCUCGACCUCCUUUGUCAACAGUCGAAGCUCAAUCUCAAGCAGAACCGUUGCAGUCUGACCCCUUACUCUCUUGGUACCGCGACCGCAUUGACCUCAUAAUCUCGAGCACAGGUAUGGUGGACGUCGCAUUGUCUUUGGUUCAACAUGCAGCAUCACAAGGAAUAUCUGGAUUGGAUGAGAUUGGAGAAGACCUAUCUCUCAUUUCUCGCCUGGUGUACGACGCUCCAGCAGCAAACGACGUGAAUCAGGAUGAAUGGGCUCUCCAGAUGUGGAGAUCACUAGGCCCUUCUGAUGUCGUCCGAGCCUACCUAGCACAUUCCACUCCAGAAACUGUUGCUCACGAUAUAAACCACCUUGUGCUUCCCUACCUAUACGUAUUAGAGGCACGCGCUGAGCGCAAAGGUCACCCCGAUCCAUCCCUACCUCAGCGUAUGCUCUAUGAGUAUAUACUCCAAGCACCACUUGAAAUCAUUGCAGCCAUUUUCGAGUCUUCAAAACCUACUCUACCUCCUGCACAACGGAUCAUACGAGAUGACGAAGAUAUGGUCCGUUUAGCUCUCGCCUGCCUUUAUGGUAGCGAUAGCCUGAACGAGUGGCCAGUCAUGAGUCGCAUCUUUGAGUGUUUACCUGCAUGGGAAACACCAGAAGACGAGGACGAAACGGACGAAGUCGACACUACCAUUGCCUCUCUUGGCACCUUCCUGACGCCGUCUACGACACGUCCUCGAUGUACGCCUAACGAUAUAUUUUUAUUCUUCAAGCCAUUGCCUUCUACAUCUUUGUCUCGUAUGUUGGACGUGCUUGACGUUCAUCUGGAGUCUGGAGAAAUUCUGGCUCGAUGGAGUGUUCCAGCGCCGUUGCGCUGGUUUCUUCGAAGUAAUAGCAACAUCAUGGAGCAGCGUGCGUGGGCUCAGCGGAUGGCCAGGCGAGCAGGUGGCUCCGAUGACCAGCUGUCGUCACAGGAAGAUUGGGAAUGGCUCCUGGAAGACAUGUUAAAACUUGCUGGAUCCGGAGAAAGCGGAUUACGAGGCGCGUUCUGCCUAUUAUCCAAGGAUGACGUUAUUCGUAUAUUCUUUGAAGGGCUGUUAAGUUCUGGUAGUAAGUGUCCAUACGUAGUAUCACACUUGGUUUUCAGGACUGAAAUAUUCUAUGUAGGGUUUGACAUCGCGAAGUACAUGCUCCAUCCAUCGAAAAGCCUUCUACACAUUGACCCCCUUGCGGUGGAAGACAUAUGUCUGUCGUGCUCUCAGGAGUUCUAUGAUAACGCUGGUUCCGGCAACUACCACUUCGGCGACAUGAAACUCGCAUACGACUGUCUUGACGUCCCUCAACAAUCUGAGCGAGUCCUGAAAGAGAAAGAUUUCAUCGAAGCUACCUCAAGACUUUGCUCCUUCAACUUGAUGUCUCGCCCAGGUAUCCCAAUAUCGCCCAUCGAGAUCCGCCUCACAAAAGACCGGUUAUCACUUGUUGCCAGAGUAUUAUCGAGUAACCCCGAUGCAUACAAGCAUACACAGGUGAUCCUCAACCUGGUAAAUAAGCUAGGCUUCCGGGACGACGUAGCAGCAGAAGUUAAGACCCUUGCCAUGCUAGCAGACACUGCUCUGCAAGCCGAGGAUUUCGAUUCCGCAUACGAAGACAGUCAACGAAUGGUGGAUACCGUCUUCACCCUUCGUAAAACAUCCGGUAUUGAGAACCCUGCUGUGGUGGAGGCAAGCGAGGUUUGCUGGGUGGCGUGUUUCCAAUUAGGACGACAUCCAGACUUCCCGGACACUCGGAAGAAGCUUUCUUUGCUUGGUCGCGCUCUGGAUCUAUGUCCAGCGGAUCGAAUAACGGAUAUACUCAAUAUAUGGCGACGUCUGGAAGAUGAUGAUAUUGAGGAACGACGGGGCAGAUUGACUGCUCGUCAGAAUGGCCUCAAACGUGAUGUUAAUCGGGCUGCACAUGGACGAUCUAGAACCACACAAUCAGCAGCUGCAUCAUUGGCAGAACGACUGCAGCAUCUGCAGAUUCCUUCGGCUCCUCUCGUGAACGCAGACGCUGCAGCGUUGGCAAACAAAGCUUUCCACCGGGUUGCGGCGAAUUUCCCAUUCAGCGUCGGAGCACGCGGUCGUUCUUUACUUCCAGAAAGGGAUCGGUCAAGAAGUAGCGAGAGGAGUCUUCCGAAGUAUGAUGGUGCAGAGGUGUCUGCCCAAGCUAGCCGUGUUCUACAGAAAGGAUUGGGAUGGUUAUUGGGCGAUGAGGAGUGAUGUGGAUCUCUCAUGUAGUCACAAUACUUUCCUGAAUGUUAUCAUGACAUUGACAUUAUCACCAUGCUCACAACACAACAUUGUAAAAUCCGAGGGGUCAUUAUCAUGAGGAUAGUAAAGUACAACAUACACACUUGAGCGUGCGCGAAGUAACCAUGAGCAAGUACAAAAACGACAAAGCAAACAAGGUUUUCAACGUGCAGCAGUGAAAGAGCUGGAAGGGUGUUGGAAGGUAUAAAGAAUGGAG